AUGUCAGAUUCGUACUUGCCAAAGGGCUUUUUGUGGGGGUUCGCGACGGCCAGUUACCAGAUCGAAGGUGCACCCCACGAAGACGGGCGAGCUGAUUCUAUCUGGGACAUUCAUUGCCGCAUCCCAGGAAAGAUCGCUGAUGGAAGCUCUGGCGACGUGGCGUGCGACUCCUACCAUCGCACUGCAGAAGACAUUGCGCUCCUGAAAGAGUGUGGGGCGAAAGCUUACCGCUUCUCGCUCUCGUGGUCUCGUAUCAUCCCUCUUGGAGGACGGAGUGACCCUGUAAACGAGAAGGGGGUUCAGCACUAUGUGAAGUUCGUUGACGACCUCCGUGCUGCGGGGAUCGAGCCGAUGAUUACGCUCUUCCACUGGGACUUACCCGACGCUCUCAAUAAGCGAUAUGGCGGGAUGCUGAACAAAGUCGAGUUCGUAAAGGAUUUCGAGAAUUACGCAAGGGUCUGCUUCAAAGCAUUCGGGUCCAAAGUUAAAUUCUGGAUCACCUUCAAUGAGCCCUGGUGUAGCUCCAUCCUCGGCUACAGCACAGGACUUUUCGCUCCAGGGCGAACCAGCGACCGGACCAAGAGUGCGGAAGGAGAUAGCAGCACGGAGCCUUGGAUUGUGGGUCAUUCGUUUUUGAUUGCUCACGGAGCUGCCGUCAAGGCUUAUAGGGAUGACUUUAAAGCAAAGGAUGGCGGUCAGAUUGGCAUUACCCUGAACGGGGAUUGGACUGAGCCUUGGGAUCAAAAUGAUCCUGCCGAUGUCGAGGCCUGCACCCGUAAAAUCGAGUUUGCCAUCUGCUGGUUCGGAGACCCCGUAUACUUUGGCAAAUACCCAGACUCGAUGCGGAAACAGCUCGGUGAUCGUCUUCCAGAGUUCACACCCGAAGAAGCUGUUCUUGUAAAGGGAAGCAAUGACUUCUAUGGCAUGAACCACUACUGUGCCAACUACAUCAAGCACAAAGAGGGGGAGCCGGAUGUGAAUGAUUUUGCAGGCCAUCUCGAGAUCCUCAUGGAAAACAAAGCCGGAGACAUCAUCGGUCCAGAGACACAAUCUGUCUGGUUGAGGCCUAAUCCUCUCGGAUUUAGGAAACUGAUCAAGUGGCUUAGUGAUCGAUACGAUGGACCAACAUUCUACGUGACUGAGAAUGGAACGAGUUUGAAAGGUGAAAACGACUUACCUCUCGACCAACUGCUCCAGGACGACUUCCGCUGCGAAUAUUUCAAGGGAUAUAUUGGAGCUCUAGCAGAUGCUCAUGCUAAAGAUGGAGUUGACGUUAGGGGCUACAUGGCUUGGAGUCUCUUAGAUAACUUUGAAUGGGCUGAAGGCUACGAGACUCGUUUCGGCGUUACAUAUGUCGACUACACAGGCGGCCAAAAGCGGUACCCCAAAAAAAGUGCAAAACUUAUCGGGCAAAUAUUCGACCAGUACAUCAAAAAGGAGUGACACAGUUGUCGAUGGGUGUGGCGUGGCGUAGUAGUUCUGCGCGGCUGGAUAGUUCAGGAGAGGCACUACAGUAGUGUGCCGUGUGGGUUUAGGCUGCAGACAACGGUCAAUAGGUUUGGAUUUUGCGUUUCUAGCAAACUUCUAGCGUG
This is a messenger RNA of Lindgomyces ingoldianus, 1592 nucleotides long. Its product is annotated as beta-glucosidase. Gene Ontology annotation, biological process: carbohydrate metabolic process. The transcript is spliced from 4 exons. NCBI's taxonomy places the organism in Eukaryota, Fungi, Ascomycota, Dothideomycetes, Pleosporales, Lindgomycetaceae. Gene Ontology annotation, molecular function: beta-glucosidase activity. Bases 1 to 1443 code for a protein of 480 amino acids. The record is from RefSeq and is a predicted model, not a curated record.